Messenger RNA from Dendronephthya gigantea, 3144 nucleotides. RefSeq lists its product as uncharacterized. The transcript has 2 exons. NCBI's taxonomy places the organism in Eukaryota, Metazoa, Cnidaria, Anthozoa, Malacalcyonacea, Nephtheidae. The record is from RefSeq and is a predicted model, not a curated record. Bases 152 to 2002 code for a protein of 616 amino acids. Gene Ontology annotation, molecular function: protein binding.
UGAACCCGGCUUGAGUGAUUUCAUCCCCAAUGGUAUUGCCGGAUAUUACGAAAAACAGUUCAAACGUUUGAAAAUAGGCCUCCAACGUUUAAAGCAAGAUACCUUUUCUUCUAUCUUAAAGAGUUUUAUCAAUGUUAUUGCCGCCGCAUUCAUGCCUCUCCCACUGAAAAUUCUUUUUACAUGCAUGGAUCUGCCCUGGAAAGAAUUUGAAAUACGCACGGCGAUUAUUGACAUUAUGUCAGAAAUUCUUCCAGUUUAUGAUGGUUGCCUGACUCUUUAUCAUAAGUCAUUAUGGGAUUGGAUGACGUUGAAUGGGUAUGAGGAACAUGCGUUUGUUGCAGAUGUUAAUGACGGAGAUAGACGUCUUUGGCGUGCUUGUGAGAAGGAAUUCUGUGAGAUAGAAUCUUUAAAGUCCGUUUUAGAAUUUCAAAUUUCACCCGAGAAUGAGUACGCUUUGAAAAAUGGUGUGAAAUAUUUGAUGAAAACAGGUAAGGUGGAGGAAUUUCACUGGUUGGUGCAUGUUGGCGUAAACUAUUUAAGACUAAAAUUUUGCGAUCGCGAUCGCAACACCGAUAUUGAUUUGAACCAAAUCCUUGACACUUAUAAUAGUAAUCUUUCCAAAGAUAUUUAUUACGGCAUAAUUCAACUGCAUUGCCUCUUAGAAAAGUUAAAAAGAGUGUAUUUAAUGGCAGAAAGCCCUCCAGCAAAUUGUGACGAUUAUUUGAAAGAUCUUGCAAACGGAUAUUUUGAUUUUUCACAAAAUAAUUUCUUUCGUAAAAAUGUUGCUAGAAAUAUCUUGGAUACAGUAAAUGAGAUUUGGAUGGAGCGUGUGACAAACGAAGAGAAUCAUAAUUUAAAUCAUUUCCCCCGUGCCUUGUUAGAUAAUUCUAUUAUUAUUACCAGUUCUCUGUCACCGGACAAUACGAUGUUUGCCCUCUUUUAUAAUCAAACAUGGACAGUGCAAGUGCUUAAAAUACCAAGCCUCGCAACUCUUUUCAAGAUAGAAGUAGAUGCGAUACACGUUGAUAUUGACCACUUUUUUGUCUUUUCUCCUGAUUCCUCCUAUAUUUUAUGCAAUUCAAUUCGGUCAUGCAUCCUUGUUAAAGAACAAAAGGAAGUACCCUUCAUUGCACACGGUCCCAAAGACAUUCAGAGUUGUUCUUUUUCUUCCUGUGGAACGAAACUUGCUACAUCAGGGCCGGAAUUCAUCCAAGUGUGGGAUGUAAUGCGGAAAACCAUAUUAGCAGAAGUUUACAAUGACUUUUUGGGAUUUAGGAAUUAUUGUUUGUUUAGUUUGUGUGGCUCCUACAUUCUCCUUUUGGAUUGCGACUCAUCAAUGUGUACGAAUGUCUUGCGCUCUGAGAAUUUGGAAGAAGUAUAUAUUGAAAAGAAUUCUGUUAAGCCGUGUUUGUUAAGUAAAGUUUCCAUUCAGAUACAUUCACCAAAUAGAUUGGUUCUUGGCAAACCAUCCCGUAGGAUUAGCUUUGAUCAUGUUUGCUUGCCAUCUGGUGAGAUAGUCCUCCUUUCUCGUAAAAAAUGUUCAAAACCCUUUUUAUGGAAGGGAAAAAAGUGUGUAGCAUUUAGCGAUCACUCCUUCGCUGUAGCUCUAAUAAUAUACGACUUUUUAAACCAAACGAUCGUUGACGUCUUUCAGAUUGAUUAUUUGCCUCUUGAAUGUGAUUUCGAUCACAUUUCAAAAUUAGAAGAGACGAAAUUCAUUUUACGUAUUUCGGAUCCAAACCUCGUAUGUAUUAUAUCACUUGAAUCUCCUGAUGCUUCUUUUGUCGUCAACGCCCGUAUAGAUUGCUGUGCAUUAUCUCCAGACACCUUGUAUGUAACGUGCUGUUUUGAAAAUUGCAUUCUUUCAAUAAGAAGUAUCGACAAUGGGGAAACAUUGCAAACUGUUCCACUAAAACAACGAGCAGUGGCUUGUUGGUGGUCUAAGUCGUAUCUUUGGUUGGUCUGUGAAGGCGUGGUGUUAAAUAUCCUUAUGAACCUUUGAAUUCAAAUAUCUUAGGAAAUCAAACUGAAGAAUCUAUUUUAAAUUUUAGUGGUGUUGUUAAGUUUACAAAAGAUGUUCUUGUAAUUAGCACUAAUGGGAGAAUUUCUAUUUUGAAAAUUUGUGGUGAAAAUCUCAGUCAUCAAGAAAUACCUUCUUGGAAUUUUGACGAGGCCCAUAGUGAAAAGUUCACUUCUGUCGCAAUAAGUUGUGAUGGGUGUGCUGUUAUGUUACAUUGCAGUCGCAGGAAAAUUUAUGAAUUGUGGGAAAUAGAAUGUGGAAACAGAUGGUUUGUACGUUCAACGGGGGAGUUGAAUGAAUCAGUUAAAUGGUUCUGUUUAACUGGUACUAAUAUGACUCGUAGUUUAGUAUUAGUGUCAUCCGUCAAUGCAUUAACUACCUUUGGGGAAUUUCGUUUAUUUUCUAUUAAGUUUCUAAGAAAUGGUAUAAGAAAUGAGCAUGUUCUUCCUAUUAAAUAUUUCAAGAAGGCUUUUUACAUUGAUUCCGAAAUGGUAGGUGUUUUAAAUCAUUAUAUGAUGCAUUUCGUUAAGGUGUCCGAAGGCAGAAUCAUGGCUUCCGUACGGUUACCUUCUUAUUCUAAGCAUAAGAGUCGAUUGAUUCAAAUAUUUCCUACGAAGGUACUUGUGGUAAGCGUGCAGGUAUACAGCUAAUUCAAGAAACGGUUUCCAUACAGAUACAUCUGACGUCGCCAGCUCGUUAGGUCGGCUGGGAGAUACUCGUGUAUUUAUGUUCUAAGUAUAGUCCUAACACAAAUCGAUUGUUCUAGCGGUCAGUGAACAUACAUGGAUACAUAAAUAUUCUGAUGUUUAAGGUUUUAACUUGUUUGGCACUUCUUUUUCUUCUUGAGUUAGUUGUUUACCGCGAUCUCUUGCAUAUAUAAUUUGGUUUACUCUGAGCAAUGUCGUAAAAAUUGAAAUGAUUGUUACCUGAGCAAAUACUUUUCUUAGCAUUGGAUGAUUAAGCGCAAUAUAUUCAUCAAUUAAAAACCUUAAUUUUAGGUCAUCUCAUGUCGUUACUAUAGUUAAUCUCACGCGUAAGGCCCAAUUACACUAUACGGGGUCGCUAUUGAAUACAGUCAAAUUUUUUAGCUGCUAAAAGGCUGUGAGUAUUUAUGUCUGAUCUAA